AUGCUUGAGUCACUGGUAGCUAAUGUAUUAAAUCGCUUCCUCGGAGCUUAUGUCUCGAAUCUUGAAAAUAAUCAACUUAACAUAGGAAUAUGGACAGGCAUGUUUGAUCGCGUAGAAUUCAUAGAAUUCAUAGAAUUCGCUCUUGAUAAGUUCAAUUUACCUAUUGAAAUAUUAGAAGGAUAUCUUGGGGAACUUACACUCAAUAUUCCUUGGACGGAUUUAAAAAACAAACCUGUUAAAGUUUUUAUUAAUAACGUUUACCUUCUAGCGGUUCCUAAAGCCGAGUCAGAGUAUGAUCCACAAGAGGAAGAAAGGCGCGCUCAACAGCUUAAAAAAGAAAAGUUAGAAAAUGAUGAACUACUUCAUACGAGUUCAGAUUUGCCAGGAGAGAAUGAUCAGAAGAAUCAAUCUUUCAUAAAUCAACUUGUCACAAAAAUUGUUGAUAAUUUGCAAAUUUCUAUCAACAAUAUUCACAUUCGUUAUGAAGAUAAAUUGAGUGAUCCUGGGCACCCAUUUGCAGUUGGCUUAACUUUAUCUGAAUUUUCCGCAGUAUCAACUGAUGAUAAUUGGAAGCCAACAUUUAUUGAAGGUGAAACUAAUAAAAUAAAGAAAUUAAUCACGUUAGGGUCUUUAGCUAUUUAUUGGAAUACGGAUUCGAGAUCAUUGUCUGGAUAUUCUAUAAAUGAGGCUGUGGAAUUGUUCACUAGUUUGAUCGCGUCUGAACAACGAAUACCACCAGAACAUCAAUAUAUUCUAAAACCUGUUUCUGGCACUGGUCGAGUUGUUUUAACAAAAAAAUUUAAUAUUGAAAUUCCCAAAAAUUCUGCAACACUUUUAUUUGAUGAACUUGGUUUCGUUUUAGAUGAUGAACAAUACAGAGAUGCAUUAUUGAUGGUUGAUCUGUUUCAUUUUUAUUUACGACAACAACAGUAUCGAAAAUUUAGACCUCCAAAAGAGAUAACUCCAAAAAUGAAUCCAAGAGCUUGGCUUAAAUUUGCUGCUGAUUGUAUCAUUUCGGAAAUUCGUGAAAGGAAUCGUAAAUUGACAUGGGAAUAUUUUGCUCAACGUCGUGACGAUCGACGACUAUAUGUUAAAUUAUAUAAAGACAAAUCGUUAGAGAAAAUAUCUGCUGAAGAUCUUAAAAAAUUAGAGGAUUUAGAAUUGAGACUUAGUUAUGAAGAUAUACGAUUUUAUCGAUCAAUUGCAAAAUCACAAUUGAAAAAAGAAAAGGAAUAUUUAGCUGCUCCACAACCAACAGGAUGGUUUAGUGCAGAAGAUACCAUCUUAAAUGAUGAACAACGUCAAGAAUUAUAUAAGGCAAUUGAUUACGAUGAAGAUGCUAUUCCGGAAACUUUGGAUAUGGAAAUGCCCAAAGAGGUUGGUUUUGAUGUCAAUGAUGAUUGGGUGAAACUUUCUCUUAUGACAAAACUUAAAACAGGUUCUUUUGCACUAAAAAAAGAUCCUCAUGGAAAAAAUAUGAAAAUAUUACACGUGUUAUUUGAUACCGUGACCACAAAUUUUAUUCAACGUCCUGAUUCUUUUCAAGCGGAAACUGCAUUAGGUAGUUUAAGUGUUGAGGAUGGAUCUGAAGGCUCUUUAUAUCCAAAAAUUGUUCGAGUUAAAAAGGAACAUGAAUCUACAAGUGACAAAACUGAUUUGACGAGAAAUAAUCGUGCAAGUGAAGUAGGUUAUGAUGAAGAAACGAAUAAUCCUUUCUUUCAAUUGGUUUUUGAAAGUAAUCCUUUAGAUGGUCGUGCGGAUAAUGGUCUCUCAAUGAAAAUGAAACAUUUGGAAGUAAUUUAUAAUGUUAAAACCAUUGAAGCAAUUACUGACUUUUUCAGACCUCCCGAACAGCAAUUGGAAUCCAUUUCUGCAUUGAUUGUAGCGGCAGGUGAUACUCUAGAAGGAAUUAAAGCACAAACUAGAGCUGGAUUAGAACUUGUAUUGGAGGAACAUAAAACUAUUGAUGUUAAAAUAGAUAUGAAUGCUCCAAUCAUAAUUGUUCCCGAAAAUUGUAUUAAUCGAGAUGCUCAAGUCGUAGUGUUAGAUUCCGGUCAUAUCAGUGUAGAAAGUAAAUUGGUAAAAAAAUCCCUUAUAUCAGAAAUUCAAUCUAAAAUAGGUGAUAAUUAUAGUGAUGAAAAUUAUAAGCAAUUACAAUCUUUAAUGUAUGAUAGAUUUUCUGUUCAACUUUCGUCAACUCAGCUUCUUGUGGGUCAAUCUGUUGAACGAUGUUUAGCUCAAAUACGUGAGGUCGAUUCUAAAUAUGAUCUUCACGUUAUUGAUAGAAUAAACAUGCAAUUUGAUGUGGGAAUAUCAAUAGCACCUAAAGCUGCUAAUCUUACUAAAUUUAAAGUUUCCGGACAUUUGCCUCUUUUAAAAGCAAAUUUUUCGGAUAGAAAAUAUAAGAUCAUGAUGAAUAUUAUUGACAAAAUAGUAGAUGAUAAAUUGUCAUUGAGCAGAUUAACAAAUGAAUUGGUUAGAGAAAAAGCUUUAAAAGAUAAAAAAGACGUUCAAUGGGAUCGUUUAAAACACAGGGAUUCUAUAGUAAUGGCCGAAAAGCUAGGACUAGGAAAAACUUUACACGAUUUAAUAGUAAUUGACGAAGAUAACGAUACCCAUGAGGAUCAUGCAGAGGAAUUUUUUGAUGCUCAGGAUACAGAAUCACACCAGAAUGCAAAGGUAAAUCAGAGAACUUUUGAAUUUGAAUUUAAGGUGGACAAAUUCAUUACUACUGUUAAGAAAGCAGAUCCAGAUCCGGAUAAACCAGAGAUUGUUCUUGUUGAUAUGGUUUUGGAACAUUUUGGUUUAAAUUAUGUUUUAAGUUCUUUUGAUAUGUCAGCAGAAGUUGUUCUUAAAUCAUUAAGUAUUGAAGAUAAGAUGUCAGAUACAGGAUCCGAAUUUAGACAUUUAGCUGCAUCGGAAGGAUAUGGAAAUACCCAAUCUGAUGAUUCUGAAGAUCUUGUACACGUAAAAUAUUCAAAAGUUAGUCCAAAAUCACCUGAAUAUAUGACAAAAUAUGAAGGAAUUGAUCAAAGUGUUGAUAUUGAAAUGUCAACAAUUAAUGUAAUUGUAACUCGUAAAAGUAUUUUGAAAUUAUAUAAUUUUGUUCUUGACACAUUUACUUCAUCAAAAGCUACUACAACUCCAAUAUCAGCAACUGUUAGUUCCUUACCAUCACUCGAAGAAGCAUUAGAUUUUUCACCAGAAGCCGAAAAGCCACCUUCACAAUCAACUAUGCGAGUUAAAGUCAAGUUAAAUAGUAUCAGAUUUAUUUUAAAUAAUGAUGGUACAAGGCUUGCUACAGGAUUAUUAUCUCACGCAAGGGUUGCAGUAUUAUUAAGACAAAAUACUAUUCGUGUUGGAGCUCAAUUGGGAAAUUUUUCUUUAUCCGAUGACAUUGCGGAUGCUAAUAGAGCAGAAUCUUUAAGACAAUUACUUACAAUUGAAGGAGAAGAUUUAGCAGUAUUUAAAUAUGAAACAUUUGAUGAAAAUGAACCAGGAUUUCCUGGAUAUGAUUCAUCAAUUUCAUUACGUACCGGGUCAGCCAAAUUAACAUUUUUGGAGGAACCAAUUCGUCUUUUACUUGAUUUCGGAAGUAAAUUUGCACAAAUGAAAGGACUUUAUGAUUCUGCUCGUCAAGCUGCCAUGACACAGGCAGUUCAUUUACAAGAAAAAGUUUCAAUGUUACAUUAUGAAAUUGUCAUUAGUACACCAAUUGUUACUUUUCCACGUAAUGCUAAUUCACCAGAUGUAGUAGUUGCCAAUCUAGGUGAAUUUUCAGCUUCUAAUGAAUUUAUUCAUAAUGACAAUGAUGAAAAUUAUCUUACAAAGAUUAAAGCUCAAUUACAAAAGAUUCGUUUGAGUUCAAUAUUUUAUUUUCCAAAUAAUGAAUCACCUCAGAUUCUUCAAAUAAUUGAUGACGUUGAUAUUAAUUUUAAUAUAUCAUAUUCGGAACAUAUUGAAGAUUCAGAUAGACCUGAUAUGGAGGUUUGA
Messenger RNA from Diversispora eburnea, 3993 nucleotides. NCBI's taxonomy places the organism in Eukaryota, Fungi, Glomeromycota, Glomeromycetes, Diversisporales, Diversisporaceae. The record is from the annotation of a GenBank genome assembly.